CCCAAAGUGCCUGCAGUAAAAUGUUAUUAUGAUCCGACGGACCAAAACGGUAAUGUUUGGGCCUAAAUAUUGGUUCAGUACAUAUACACAUUAUUAUAUAAGGAAAUUAGCUAAAAAGACAAAUUGAUUAAUUAGUUAAAACUUUUAAUAAGAAAAGAAAAAAGUGUGAAGAGAAUGGUCCCUAUAGCGGAUUCGUUUCUUGUCGGCUUGUGAUCUGUCUUACUCUUACACACACUGUCCAGAAUUGAAACCUUCCUAAAUUAUAAACUACAAUCCUCCAAUUUUAUUUCUUUUAAAUAAUUUUAGUUUCUCUGCUUAAUUAUCUGUGCCUUUACUGUCCAAAGAUUAUCCCAUUUAUGUUCGUUAUUAAUCAUACCUCACGCUUUUUACAACUUUCCAUUUUUUUCCCCAUUUUCACUUCUUAAAACAGUAUUUCAAGCCUCUGAUCAAAACAGAGGACUCGCCAAAACAGCAGAGGAAUCAAAUUGGUGUUUUUUUUUUUAAUGCAUUUUCCUUUUCCUGUAACUCUCAUAAUCUCUCAUAAACAGAAAAAAGGAAGAAAAAUUAUACCCAUUGCUAGCUGUACUGUACCCACAUUUGCCAUUUCCUUUCUUCUUUAUUACAAGCUCAACAAUCACCUUCCAUUUUCUGAUUUUUAUAUUCAUUUGGUGUAUAAGAAACUUGCGUUUGAUGUUUUUUUAACUGAAAAUCUUGUGAAUGUCCAGAUAAGUACAAAUGCGGAACAUAUGGAGAGAAGGACACAGAAGGAGCCCUCGAAUAUCUGCUUUGGAUGCAAAUAUUAAGAAAGCUCAGCCAUCGAGGUUUAUUACUGUUGCUCAAAGUAGGUGCAGCAAUAAUACUAAUACUACUUUACAUGGCAAGGAUCACCUCAAGAAACGCCCCUGUUUGAGUACCGGUGCGGGCCCAGCUUCUAGGACCAGAGGCAAGAAGAAGAGAAAACUUAGACCUCUUCAAGAUGUGGCUGCGUUUGUCAAUGCUCAAGAGGAUCCCAAGUCAAGUGAUGAGCAGGAUGGCAGACAAGUGAGCCCUGAAGAUCUUCAGAUAACUACUGAUCAACCAAUUGUGCAGAGUAAAGAACACCAAAAAUACAAGGAUCAAGUUAUCAAUCCAGAUCAACCACCUGCUGGGCAACGUGUUUCAUGGAUUCCGAAAAAACGCAUACUAGAGCUUAUACUUGACGUACUGCAGAGGAGAGAUACUCAUGAAAUAUUUGCAGAACCAGUUAACCAGGAGGUAGAGGAUUAUUAUGAAAUCAUCAAGGAGCCUAUGGAUUUUGGGACCAUGAGAGCUAAACUUCAUGAAGGAAUGUAUAAUAGUCUUGAACAGUUCGAGCAUGACGUAUUUCUGAUAUCCAGAAAUGCAAUGCAUUUUAAUUCAUCCAGUACAAUAUAUUUCAGACAGGCUCGUGCCAUUGAUGAACUAGCUAAGAAGGUUUUUCAUGUUCUUAAAACUGAUCCUGAGAAUUUUGAAUUUGAGUUUUCGGGGACUAGACGACGAACUAGUAGAAGGCCCAAAUGUGAAGCUAAGAGUUCAGCUUGUAGCUCAUCUUCUAAGCUCAUCACUAACUCAAAUACUGGGAUGCUUAAUGUAUCACGAACAACUGUGCUCAGUUCAGCAAGCAGUAUAACAAAUUUAAGAACAGCAAUGCGACUAAUACCCAGGUGCUCUGGCAGUGGUCUUACUACUCAAUCGGAGCUAAGAGAUGAGGAAGUGCCUUUUGGUGGUGGAGAUGGCAGAGGAUCUAGUUCUUCUGAAGCAGACAGACGUUCUACAUAUAGAUCUUCUUCUUUGUCUGUCCUCAACGGAAGUUCAAUUGUUUCUACAAUUUAUAGUAACUCAAAAUUACUAAUGCAUAUGGAUCAGCAAGAUAAUAGUUAUCGUCAAAGCUUAAUGUUGUUUGUUAAAGACUUAGGACCAACAGCCCAAAUGAUUGCCAAACGCAAGCUAAAUGGAUGGUCACCUGAAGCUGCUAAUUAUCUUAAUUCAGGUUCAAACUGGCCUACGGUUCCAAACCGCAAGAACCAUGGGACAUUCAGCUUUAGCCAGUGGAUGCCCACUACUUUAGAAACAAAGUCUCAGAAUUUAAUCAAUGGUUACAAAAUUGACAUGCUUGAUGCUGAUAAAGGGGAGAAAGCUUUUUCAGGUGACAGAAUGGGAAUUCGUGGCAGUUCAAUGGAAGUAGUAUCACAUGGUUACGAUAGGAGUGUCUUUGGUGCCAUUAGACAAGAAGCUUGGAGCAGCAGCGAUACGAAAGCUGGAGAUGUUUCUAGGAGUGACAAUUUUCAACAGAAUCAGAACAGUAUGAUUCAAAUUGGUUCACCCUCAUCUAUCACGAAUGGGAGGAAUCUCAAGUUUUCAGCGGCUGGGUUAAAUAAUGAAAAGAAGUCGGCACAACUGAAAGUGGACAAAAGCAAGAGAGAUGAUAAACUGCAAUUACUGGAUUCAGCUUCCAAGGAGUCUCAGCCAAAUGUCUUAGAACACAAGUUAAGUAACAAUUACAGCUUCUCGUCACCUUCAUGGACCCUAGAGACAACGGCCAAUGGCAAAUCAGGUUGUGAUCAAACUAUAGGCUCCAUAAAUAACCUUACUUCACCAUAUGUGAGGGGUCAUGACCAAGCGGUAGCGACUCGAGGUCAAGGUGCGAGUCAAGAGACUGGAUGGACAUUGAAAUCAAGCCAAACAUUGACACUAGUUCCCCAGUUCAUGUUUGAUCUACCUUUCUUAAAGACAAGACUUGAUGAGAUGAAUUAUUUUGGACAGGAUAGAUUUUUGCAACAGACCUCAGGUGGCCAAGGACCUUUUCUGAGUGAGACUUACCACGAGAACCAUCCAUAUUCCUGUUUAGACACUCAGCUAAAUAACUAUGCGCUUCAGCUGUAAGAAAUCAACAUGACAAAAUAUAUAAACUCGUCUUCAAAAAGAUUUGUUAAUAUAUUGCCAUUCUAUUGCAUUAGGAAAGGGCUUCUCAUGGGUUCUGAAA
This is a messenger RNA of Ricinus communis (castor bean), 3001 nucleotides long. Its product is annotated as bromodomain-containing protein DDB_G0270170. The transcript is spliced from 11 exons. The record is from RefSeq and is a predicted model, not a curated record. Bases 736 to 2901 code for a protein of 721 amino acids. NCBI's taxonomy places the organism in Eukaryota, Viridiplantae, Streptophyta, Magnoliopsida, Malpighiales, Euphorbiaceae. Gene Ontology annotation, molecular function: protein binding.